UUGGAUUCUAGGUUUACAGCUUUAUAUGAUUUCCCGCGCUGCUUUGUGCCGCUUCUGGCGGUUCUCUGUUUCUCAGGGGUCCCGAAGCUGAAUAAUAAGAUACUGGUUUGUCCAAGAGUGGAAGCAAUGAGGUCUAAAAGACCCUCCUCUAACUCACCAGAACCCGUGCCACCAGUUGUUGAAAGCAAGAAAAAUAAGAAGCUUAAAGCAUUGCGACCGAGCCCAAGUUCCAAGAAGCCUAUUCUAGAGGAAAAAGAACUCGAUAGCUACUCCAUUGAGAUUGAGAGAUUGAGAAAUGAUCCGGCCAAGAUAGAGACAAUGACAGUUGAGGAACUACGGAAAACAUUAAGGAUUGUUAAGGUCCCUGCCAAAGGUCGCAAAGAUGAUCUUGUAUCUGCCUUGAAGUCUUUCAUUGGCAAUCAGACGUGGGGCCAAAUUUCUCAAAUAACAGAAGAACAAGGGUUAUUAGCAGCUCAAAAUUUAUCAGAUAAAGAAGACACAGUGGAUGAUAUGCUGUUAGGAUCUGAUGGCAAGAAUGUCAAAGUGGCAACCAAGAAGAAGAUGGCAGUGAAAUGUGAAGUGUCAGGUUGGGAACCUUCCCGGGAAAAGAGAAAAGCAUCUGCUGACAUUGUAGGUGAUGUUGCACAAUUAGAACAACUCAAUGCACCCAUUGCUUUAAUUGAACCAUGGACUGUCCUUGCACACAAGAAGCCACAGAAAGGAUGGAUUGCAUAUAAUCCUAGUAGUAUGAGACCUCCACCUCUUGCUGGGGAUACAAAAUUUAUCAAGAUUUUGUCUUGGAAUGUCAAUGGAUUGAGAGCUUUGUUGAAACUAGAAGGAUCUUCAGCACUUCGACUGGCCCAAAGGGAAGACUUUGAUGUGUUGUGCUUGCAAGAGACUAAAAUACAGGAGAAGGACAUUGACGCAAUCAAAACCUCCUUAAUAGAUGGCUAUGAGAACAGUUUCUGGACAUGUAGUGUGUCUAAACUUGGUUACUCUGGAACAGCGAUAAUCUCAAGGAUAAGGCCACUUUCAGUCAGAUACGGCUUAGGCAUACCAGAUCAUGAUGGUGAAGGGAGAAUUGUGACUGCAGAGUUUGAUUCAUUUUAUUUGAUUUCUGGAUACGUCCCUAAUUCUGGAGACGGAUUAAAAAGAUUGUCUUACAGAAUUACUCAGUGGGAUCCAUCUCUCAGUAAUUAUAUGAAAGAGCUGGAGAAGUCGAAACCGGUGAUUUUGACUGGUGAUCUAAAUUGUGCUCAUGAGGAGAUAGACAUAUAUAACCCUGCUGGGAAUAGAAGAAGUGCUGGUUUUACGGAUGAAGAAAGGAACUCUUUUACUGAAAACUUCUUAUCAAAGGGAUUUGUGGAUACCUUUAGAAGGCAGCACCCUGGGGUAGUUGGAUAUACUUACUGGGGCUAUCGACAUGGUGCGCGCAAAACUAACAAAGGGUGGCGACUGGACUAUUUCCUUGUUUCGGACUCCAUAGCUGACAAGGUUCACGACUCCUACAUUCUACCCGACGUAGAAGGUAGUGAUCAUUGCCCUAUUGGCCUUAUUGUCAAGUUGUAGCACUCCUAAAACACUUUAGCUGAUCUUGCAGUGGCAUUGCCUACUUACCCCUACCAUGGGAUUUUUGUUUUAUCAUUUUUGUUUCAUGUAAUUUUUGUUAAUUACUGAGCCAUGACAUAGUGGGGACCGCGAAGUUAAAACUAGUAACAAAUCUUACUGCA
This is a messenger RNA of Neltuma alba, 1730 nucleotides long. Its product is annotated as DNA-(apurinic or apyrimidinic site) lyase, chloroplastic. Gene Ontology annotation, cellular component: nucleus. The coding region runs from base 127 to 1569 and encodes 480 amino acids. Gene Ontology annotation, molecular function: endonuclease activity; phosphoric diester hydrolase activity; DNA binding. The transcript has 12 exons. Gene Ontology annotation, biological process: base-excision repair. NCBI's taxonomy places the organism in Eukaryota, Viridiplantae, Streptophyta, Magnoliopsida, Fabales, Fabaceae. The record is from RefSeq and is a predicted model, not a curated record.